UAAACAAGAGUAGUCCAAUCAAAUCCGUUGAAUUGCGGAGGUGCUACGUGAUGGAAAUUCGACCAAGUGGGGAAUCAGUGCUCAAUUAGAUGCCAAAUAUCACCCUUUCUCUUUCCACAAAAAUCCUACCAAACAAAUAAGGAAGAAGUUAUCUUUACGCAAAAGCAUCUUCGUGUAAAGGGGUCUUCUUUCUAAACCUCACAAAAAUCAUGACAAAAAAAGUGUGUCAAAUCUUUAAUUUUCACUACCUGGGUUUUACUGGGAAUCAGAAUUGACUAAUUCAACUCUACCCACAAGUCAAAUUCAUGGUUAAAUUUGAGCCCUUAAAUCGAGUCAAAGAAUAGAUAAGAAGUGGAGCAGAGGAUGCACACCAGGUGUUCGACGAAAUGUCCAACUGAAAUGGAAUUGUCACUGUUUUUAGUGAAUUUCUUCUGAUGGAUGACAAUUGACAAAGGAGUAUUAAAAGGGCCAAAAGAUAAUCAUAUGAGCGCAGCUAAUCCCAAACAUUGAUGGGUUUAACCGCUUAAGCAAGCCUUGUUUAUUAAAUUUGAGCAUGGUUUCACUCCAAGCUUUAUUAAUGGCUGCUUUUGAUGUAUGCAGAGCUCAUUAGUCAAUGACUCAAUGUUCGUCUUGAUUGUUUAGCGUUAAGAUUGGGGAUUUUAAGUAAUUGCAGGGCGAUGAAUAGAAGUUCAGUUAAGAGGGGAUUUGUGUGUGCUUUUGACUUUUAUUGAAUUUGACAAGCACAAGAAUACAAGAUGCUAUGAUAAAUCUUUUUAAAAAAUUGCAAGAGAGCGAGAAAUGAAAGGAUAGUUUGAUCCCAUACAUGCUCAAUACUGAGCAUUAAGCUCGAGCUCUAGCUUGGAUCGUUUAUCAGUCUUCGAAUUUUUUCAAAUGAAUUGAGUGGAGCUUGAGUUAUUUGGAAGUGAACUAUUUGACUUGGUUUCCGACUGCAAUAGUAGGUCUUAUAACAAUGGACAUGGUCAUAGGACAUAGGAGUACAGUUUAUAAGGUCACCAAGUGGUUCAUGUGUAAAGCUAUUCAUUGUAUGACCAAAUAUGAAGCAGACUCCUAUGCUGUGAUGGUAUGAUGUUAUUAAGUGGAUGAAAAUAUUGAUAAAUGAUAUUGCUUCCAAGAACCGUUAUGAGUUCGAUAUGCAUAAGAUCGACUGGCUUGUCCCCUGUGAUUAUUAGUUCAGCAGGAUUUGUCCUAGUUUUAGGAACCUUUCCUGAAAAACUGCAGCUUCGGAUAACAUGAGAGUUUGCUGGAGGAGAAGUUUGAAGAUCCCUAUAUUCAUUUUGACUUCAGUAUAAGUUUCCUGAUAGGGAGUUACAGGAAUAAGACGACCAUGGACUAUAUCAUUAAUCUAUAGUUUCAACAUGUGGAAGAUUUGGCGUGAGGAAUCUUUUAUAUUAAAUGUCGAUAUAUUAUAUAUAUGAUAUAGGUCCAUGUAUGCUAUGGAAUAUUUGCUGGGUCAGAGGGGGCUGGUUACGAUGUGGCGAUGUGCGCAGCUCAAUGAUAGGAGGACAGAGAUGGAGAGAGUGGUGGGGACGCUCCUCCUUUCAUUGUUCUGUACCAAGGAUUUCAUCCCUGUUAAUUUACUGAAGCUUAUCUCAUGUUUGAGUCAACUGCUUUGUUUUCUGUCCAUGAAGAUUGUUUAUAUUGGGUUUUGGGGCGUGUAACAUUUCCUCAUUUUAUAAGGUAUGCUGCAUGACAUCAAAGCGUUGUAGGACGGCCAAUGCUUACAGUAUAGUAUUUUCCUCUUCAUAAAAAACUGUGUGUGCUAUGCGUUGCAUAUUAAAUUAUCCUUGACGUCGUCUUCUUAUCUCUUCUAUUGGUAUUCAAUCUUCAUUGGCAUAUGAUUUAUAGUACAUUAAGAAAAACUUAAAAGUCUUAUAAAUUUGGCCUUAUUCAUCUUGAAGUUGACUGUGGAUGCUAUGAUAUCAUUACAUUAGGAAUUUGGUUAAUCAUAAGCAUUAUAUUAGGAUGUUAUGCUGCUCUAGUGGUUAUCCAUACCGAGAACAUUCAGCCGGCCUCAGGCCAGCUUCUCCAUCUUGUUGAUUUUUUUUAUUUAUAGUAAUAUUGACUUACCUAACUGGAUCAUUGUUCUUGUUCUCGGAUAAAAGAAUUAAGAAUCUUGGUCUUGAUUUAGCCGAAAAUCAUAAAUACAGAAAAAUAGGCAAUGCUCUUUUGAGAUAAGUUAUUUAGGGGAAGGAAAGUGGAAGGGAAGAAAUGACAGACCAAUGUACCAGGCUUUGUCUCCCUUUGACAUUUAAGUUACACCUCUUGGUGUUAGUAUUUCUUCCUGCACUUAGUUUGGCUCAGUCAAAUUGUAUCCUCUUCAAUUUUGGGGAUUCAAAUACUGAUCCUGGAGCUCUAAUAGCUGCGUUUGGUUUGUAUCUAGGUCCUCCGACUGGCCAACAGUUCUUCCACCGGCCCACUGGCCGCUUCUGCAAUGGUCGACUGUACAUUGAUUUUAUUUGUCAAAGCUUGGAGAUAAAAUUUCUGAGUGCAUAUUUAGAAUCUUCUGGUUCAGAAUUUUCUUAUGGUGUGAAUUUUGCUGUGUCUGGUGCUUCGACUGUAGUUAGUGGAAACAAUCCGUUCUCACUGUCCACUCAGACAGGGCAGUUUCGUCAUUUCCAGAAUCGCACAAGAGAGCUCAGGGAACAAGAUGAGGGAUCGGUGAUCAGUGAAGAAAACUUUAGGAAUGCUAUUUAUUCGAUUGAUAUUGGACAAAAUGAUAUUACUCUUGCUUUUAGGGCGAACUCGAGUUAUCAACAUGUUAUCAACACGAUUCCUUCUAUUCUUGAGAGAAUUGAAGAGUCUAUGAAGGCAUUAUAUAGACUUGGUGCUAGAAAGUUUUGGGUAUACAACACUGGGCCAAUAGGCUGCUUGCCGCAAACUCUAGCAUUGCAAAAGAAGAAUGACAGUGAAGUUGAUGAAUUAGGGUGCCUGAAAGUUUAUAAUAAUGCUGCAAAAGCUUUCAAUGAAGGGUUGAGAAACCUCUGUGAUAAAAUAAGAUCAGAACUCCAAGAUGCUAUCGUCGUGCACACUGAUAUGUUUGCUAUCAAAUAUGAUCUCUUCGCCAAUCCAGGGAAAUAUGGCUUUGAGAACCCAUUAAUGGCUUGUUGUGGAAAAGGAGGACCUCCAUAUAACUAUGUGGAUAAGAAGGCUUGUGGUAGAUCACCUUCAGUAACUGCUUGCUCUGAUCCCUCUCGUUCUGUGAUCUGGGACGGAGUUCAUUAUACUGAGGCAGCCAAUGCUGUCACUGCAUCAAAGAUUUUGUCAGGGGAGUACUCUGAACCAUUUAUUAGGCUGGAAAGUUUAUGUGGAGGGUAUAUAUUGUAGCCCUCAUUUUCGGGGUUUCUCGUAGAAAGCCAAGAUGCUGGAGUUUGUGUUAUGGUUUCAUUCAAGUGAACAAGAACAUUUGUUCAUGUUCUACACUUUUAGCUACCAGCUGGUUGCAAUACCAGCUUGCUUGAAUUAUCAUCUUUGUUUACUGUUUAAAUACUGCAGUAAUGAGACGUUCAGAUGUAAAUGUGUAAGUAUGCAACUAAACAAUAUUUGUCCAUCUUUCACAAGAAAUCAUUGUCUUGUAAAUGUGCUAAGGCUUGUAACAUUGAUUUUAUCAUUUUAUUAAUUCACCGAGGUUUUUUCCAUGUAA
Molecule: messenger RNA, 3661 nt
Organism: Beta vulgaris subsp. vulgaris (sugar beet)
Lineage: Eukaryota; Viridiplantae; Streptophyta; Magnoliopsida; Caryophyllales; Amaranthaceae
Product: GDSL esterase/lipase LIP-4
Exons: 5
Coding region: 2230-3345 (371 amino acids)
Molecular function (GO): hydrolase activity, acting on ester bonds
Source: RefSeq, a predicted model, not a curated record